CACCUCAUGGACAACAUAUCUUUCAAUAUGAUGAUCACACUUUCUAGCCUUAGGGAAUCGAAAGGAAACAAAUACACAUACUUCUUUUUUUUUUCAUUUGUUUAUAUUUUAAUUAUUUUAUUUAAUCUGACUCUGAUUGUGACAAUUAUUCUAGAGAGAGCUCUCCAUGAGCCCAUGUACAUCUUCCUGUGUAACCUGUGUUUUAAUGGACUGUAUGGAACAGCUGGUUUCUACCCUAAAUUCCUGUCUGACUUAGUGUAUGGCAUUCAUCACAUCUCAUACAAUGGUUGUAUACUGCAAAUAUUUGUAAUAUAUGGUUAUGUAAUGUGUGAAUUUGCAACAUUAAUGAUAAUGGCUUAUGAUAGGUUUGUUGCAAUAUGCAAACCAUUGAAUUACCACACCAUAAUGACAUCACAAACUAUUGGCAAAUUAAUUUUGUCUUCGUGGCUGUUUACCCUCAUUACUGUGAUCACUGCAAUUAUGUUAACAAUCAGGUUAGAAUUGUGUCGAUCCCACAUCGAUAAAUCUUACUGUGACAACUGGUCAGUUGUGAAACUUUCAUGUGUAUCAACUACAGUUAAUAAUGUCUUUGGAUAUUUUUUAAUCCUUUCAUUAAUAGCUCAUGCUGUUUUUAUUGUGUUUUCUUAUAUGAAAUUGAUCAAUGCAUGCAUAAAAUCAAAGGAGAGCAAGAAGAUAUUUAUGAAGACCUGUUUACCACAUUUACUUUCAUUGAUAAACUUUACAAUAGCCAUCCUUUUUGACACAUUAUUCAGUCGAUAUGGAUCAAAGGAUUUCCCACAAAGUUUACGUGACUUCCUGCAACUGGAAUUUCUAAUAGUUCCUCCUCUUCUAAAUCCCAUUAUAUAUGGGCUGAAACUGACCGAGAUACGCAAAAGAGUUUUUAGAAAAUGCAAGGAACCUAAAAUGAAAGAUUCUUAUCAUACAAGAAAAAGAUAA
Conger conger (European conger) is the source of this 957-nucleotide messenger RNA. RefSeq names its product olfactory receptor 52E8-like. Gene Ontology annotation, molecular function: G protein-coupled receptor activity; olfactory receptor activity. Gene Ontology annotation, biological process: G protein-coupled receptor signaling pathway. NCBI's taxonomy places the organism in Eukaryota, Metazoa, Chordata, Actinopteri, Anguilliformes, Congridae. The coding region runs from base 7 to 957 and encodes 316 amino acids. The transcript has a single exon. Gene Ontology annotation, cellular component: membrane. The record is from RefSeq and is a predicted model, not a curated record.